CAGUAGGGGGCGGUAUGUACCUUUCGUAUGAGAGCGGAACCUCUGCAGCGGGCCUCAGGCUUCCGAUCGGCUCUAUUUACCGAGCACACCGUCCACUUCAGAGCGCUGACGCCGACCUCAUACAACAAGCUACUAUAUACUAUUGCAUCCUCCUCAACUACCUUCUAGAUAACGACAUUGCUUGAGAUUACCCAGCUCCUGGUUGGUUCAGAAAGCUGACCCAUGGAGCCUGCCUGCCGGAAAGACAAGCCGAAGCUGAACUCCACCCCGACCAGAGGAGACCGCGCCAAGCAGAGGUCCGCCCAGCAGGAGGUGAAGCAGAGGCAAAGGGCCGAGAUCUACGCUCUGAACAAGGUGAUGACGGAGCUGGAGCAGCAGCAGUUUGAGGCCUUCUGCAAACAGAUGCAGGGCCAGGGGGAAUGAGGGGCGAGGGCUCUGCUGGGGCCAGCAGAGGGCCGGUGAAGGCCUACAUGCCAUCCUCAAGCUGUUCUACACAGAACCCCACAUUAAAUCAGUGUGACAUGUGUCCUCCUCCUUCCUAUGGUAGUAUGACAUGUGGUCCAAUAGUUAAUAAGAGGUUCAAUCAGACAAUCACUAAUAAAGCACUUAUAGCAGCGGGCUGGCCAGUCCAAACAUGGACGUUUACUAUAGUACAGGAAAUGUCAGUUGCAGGCCCAGUUGUAAAAGUUGUCUUAAAUUGGUAAAUCAUACUUUCUUGUUCAAGUCACUAAUAUUUAGUUUAUGUUCAUUUUAAUAAUUGAAAGGUUUGCCAAAAUACAUGUUUUUUUCUUGACUUCUGUAACAUAUAUUUAAAUUCAGGAAAUGUGUUAAACGGUGGUUUGUUCCUGAAUCAAGGGCUAUGUUAGCUUUUGGAAAGAAGAGAGAUUUGGUUGUCAGCAGGUGAAUGAUGUUCUUUCAUUGAUCAUAGGAGCUCAAUGACAAUCAAUGUGUUGUUUUUUGUUUUGAACUUGUUAUGGCGGUGUUAAUGGUGCUCACCUGAAUAUAUUCGAAAAUACACAAGGUAUAGCAAGAUUCGUUGUACGUAUUUUCCAGCAGCAUAUAAGUAAAAUAACAUUUUACGGAUGCAGUACU
This is a messenger RNA of Gadus chalcogrammus (walleye pollock), 1092 nucleotides long. It is a transcript of the gene svbp, whose product is annotated as small vasohibin binding protein. NCBI's taxonomy places the organism in Eukaryota, Metazoa, Chordata, Actinopteri, Gadiformes, Gadidae. The transcript has 3 exons. Gene Ontology annotation, cellular component: apical part of cell. Bases 223 to 423 code for a protein of 66 amino acids. Gene Ontology annotation, biological process: protein secretion; negative regulation of protein ubiquitination. The record is from RefSeq and is a predicted model, not a curated record.